Molecule: messenger RNA, 744 nt
Organism: Gongylonema pulchrum
Lineage: Eukaryota; Metazoa; Nematoda; Chromadorea; Rhabditida; Gongylonematidae
Source: the annotation of a GenBank genome assembly
AACUCGCCACUGUAUGUGCUUGAUGAUGACGGCAAAGAAUUGUGUGUAUCGGCCGAAGAUAACUUCGGAGGAUUUCUUUUUCGUGCAGUUCGGCAUCGCAUUGUUCUGUUACCGGAGGAGCAAUAUGCAUCGUUUUUUGUUCUGCUUACCACGCGAUCGUUCGUGUUUUCGACAUGGAUUGGCUCGAUUCUGGAUACUUUCAGCCGCAAAUAUUUCACGCAUUUCUUGCUCACCGUUCUUUUGUCCGAUUACGACUUGCUGCUCUCGUUCAUCGAAGUGGUUGUUGGCGAGCAAAUGCAACGUGAGAAUGAAUCGACACUGUUCCGGUGUGAUUCAUUUUGCACAUGCUGCAUUUCGACAGUACUACGUAUGAUCGGCAGGGAUUUGGCAGUGGAAGAACUGAAAAACUUCCUCUCUGCGAGUCAGCCGAAACAAGAGGUGGAAAUUAUGGUCGCCCUAAAAAGCUUAUCCGAGCAUCUGCCUCUGCUUUUCCGAGCUGUUCUCUCACGGGUAGUGAAGUCAGUGAAAGCAAAUUGCAAGGAUCACAUGUACAAUCAGCGGCGUGUUGUAAGCGCAUUCUUCAUUUUGCGAUUUGUCAAUCCUAUUUUGGCUUUCUGGAAUGAUGGAUGUGCUGAACAAUCGCGACAAAUGGCAAAAACAAUACAGUUAUUGGCGAAUCAAGCCGCUUCGCUAGAAUACAAACCGGUAAGAUUCAAAUUCCUGGUUUUGAUAUUCGAUGCCUGA